AUGCUUUACAUCACUGUUUGUUUACGCGUCGUCGGUGCACUGCUUACAAAAACAAUUGUCCAGAAAGAACGGUUUCUUUUAUUUUGUGCUACUCUUUCGCUCAAACGCAGCUGUGUUUGCUGGCUGACGAAAUUUUUGCAAGCAUUUGAGCUAAGAAGUGCAAAGCGGAUCAAUCGAUUAUUAGCCAAUGAAGUGGUCUGGGAGUAUAAUGUGGAUGGCGUUCAGGGGAAAGGUGCCCUAAGAAAAGAAGAAAAUUUUUUUGGCGUUAUAAUCGAUUCAAUAACUGCAGUCGGCGGUAUUGGCCCAGCUGAGGAACAAUUGAGAAAGGCCCUGCAGCUCCAAAAAAAGAGAUUUUAAAAACUCAAGCAG
Molecule: messenger RNA, 369 nt
Organism: Drosophila bipectinata
Lineage: Eukaryota; Metazoa; Arthropoda; Insecta; Diptera; Drosophilidae
Source: RefSeq, a predicted model, not a curated record